GCAGGGAUCUCAGAGCCGCAGCUUCCAAACUGUGGGCGUUUUUCCCUCAAUCUUGACUCCAGAGUUUUUUUUUUUCCUGGGUGUUGCCUGCCUGAUUUACGACUCUGGAGUUUCACCGGGGUGGUGCGGAGAAAAACAAGGGUCAAACCGGAUUCAUAACGACAGUAUUUAAAAGUUUUUGUUUACGGUGUACCACUUUUCAGGCCACACAACCGCCGGUUUAUUUUAGCCGCUGUUAGCUUGCUAAGCUAACCGAGCUCGAGCCGCUGUAACGUUGGCUGUAUCGCCAGCGCGCGCGAGAGAGAAGCCGUCCGAUGCAGGCCAUUAAGUGUGUGGUAGUGGGGGACGGGGCUGUGGGUAAAACAUGCCUCCUCAUCAGCUACACUACCAAUGCCUUCCCUGGAGAGUACAUCCCCACAGUCUUUGACAACUACUCUGCCAAUGUGAUGGUUGAUGGGAAACCAGUGAACCUGGGUCUGUGGGAUACAGCAGGACAGGAGGACUACGACAGGCUUAGGCCACUGUCCUACCCACAGACAGACGUGUUCCUGAUUUGCUUUUCACUUGUCAGUCCAGCCUCCUUUGAGAACGUCCGUGCCAAGUGGUAUCCUGAGGUGAGACACCACUGCCCCAACACACCCAUCAUCCUGGUGGGCACCAAACUGGACUUGAGAGAUGACAAGGACACCAUCGAAAAGCUCAAGGAAAAGAAACUCUCCCCCAUCAUCUACCCCCAGGGCCUGGCCAUGGCUAAAGAAAUAAGUGCCGUGAAGUAUUUGGAGUGCUCAGCUUUGACGCAGCGCGGCCUUAAGACGGUGUUUGAUGAAGCCAUCAGGGCGGUCCUGUGCCCCCCGCCCAUCAAGAAGAGGAAAAGGAAGUGCAAAAUAUUGUAACGGAGAACCGCAGGGAGCAGAAACACACGGUUGCAGUCAGAACUCGCCUACACAGAGGGAAGAAGAUGAUGUCUGGGUUCCCCAAAUAUCUAUUCACCCCCUCCUGUGUUCUUGCUUUCAUAGAAGCUGUGGUAGAUCAGAUUUCCAUCUGAAAGAACUUCACAGAUUUAAGCAGUGCUGAAGGUUUUCAGUCAGGUCCAGCUUGUGGUUUCUUACAUCUGUUUAGUCCUUUCAGUAUUGAUAGGAAUGAAGUGACUUUGCUAAGGCCUUGGGGAAUGUGAGGGGUUGAUUUGGGAUCUGGGGUUGAUUAAGGAGAAAGAGGGAGGAUUUUACAAAAAAAAAAAAACACACAUUCAUGUCAUUUUUCUCAGACAUUGUGAAGAAACACUACUUGAACAUGAAUUUAUCGUAAAAUUACCAUAGAUUUAACUUUAAUAAAAAAGGAGGUCCUGCACUGCGCUCUUUCCCCUACACACUAAGAGAUUCCUGCUGCCUUGAUGAAAUUUUACUUUAAGAUAAAAUGUUUUUUUAGAAGCUCUAAUUUGUCCUUUUUUCAUUCAGUCUUUUGUCAGCCGUUGGUUGACAGACCGUUUUGUUUACAUGUGUCAUCUGACGAGACUGAGGCGCUGCCAAAACUCAACGGUCAUCGCUUUGUAGUCACUCCAUGAUCACUAAAAUGUAGGAUUUUUUUCUUCCUUUUUUCCACCGGUGCAGUUAUGAAGAAGUGAUUUAACCCUAAAAUUACUUAAUGUAAUGUGUUGUAGCAGCUGCUUAGUGAAGUAAUAAUUACUCUCUACAUUGAGCGAGCAUUUAAAACACAGUCUGAUAGAUAAUGAACAGGUAGUUAUCUUGUGUUGUUCGUGAAAGCUUUAUAGGUAAAUCCAUUGCUCUCUAUGUGUUAAAUGAAUACACACAGUGUUUUAUGACUGACUGUCAGGCAUGUGAAGGUGCAGUGCAGCCACAGUUGUGCUGGCUCAUUCUUUUAUUUAUCUGUAAAGUUAUAAUCAUCACUUCAAGUUUUCACCAAAUUCUUGUUCAGAAAGUGCUUUGAAUAUUCAGGCUUUUUGUUCAGUAUGUAAUGCUCAUGUUGCCCUCAUAAUGGUGUGUGACCAUAUCUUUUUUGACCCCUGUGUUUUAUGAAGUCUUCGAGCCAGUGUAUCAGCACUCGUAACUCAUUGUACUUUCUUCGUUGUAAAAUAUGACCUUGAACAGUAACCGUUUAGCGGAUGCAUUUUAUUUUGAAAUGAGCAACGAUCAAAGUGCAUGGGUGCUCUGGGGAACCACUGUAAAUCUGGACUCAUUUUAUCAGUGUUUCAAUUGCACAGAGGGAGUGCACGUUUAGAUUUACUUUCUUGCUAAAUGUGGUUUCAUUUUCACAUAGUAAUAUGCUGAUUUUUUUUAAAGAGCAAAUAAAUUCAUUGAAAAUGC
Molecule: messenger RNA, 2321 nt
Organism: Lates calcarifer (barramundi perch)
Lineage: Eukaryota; Metazoa; Chordata; Actinopteri; Centropomidae
Product: Rac family small GTPase 1
Exons: 6
Coding region: 315-893 (192 amino acids)
Biological process (GO): regulation of cell shape; regulation of actin cytoskeleton organization; cortical cytoskeleton organization
Cellular component (GO): plasma membrane; cell cortex; cytoskeleton
Molecular function (GO): protein kinase binding; GTPase activity; GTP binding
Source: RefSeq, a predicted model, not a curated record